AUGGCACGUCCGCACAGUCUCUGGUGUUUAAAAUCACUGAAGGGCAUCACAACAGUACUUGAAACAGGGAUUGGGGCUCCAGAUCCCGAAGAACUGGCCAGAAUGUCUGCCAAAAAUAAUGAAUCUAAACAAAUUACACCAGAUAAAGAGCAAACGACUCAAGAAGCAAAGGGAGAAAGUGCAAAUGAUGGGGCCUUUCCGUUUGGAAGCUUAUUUUCUGGGGUUACUAAAUUUGUUGAAAGUACAAGUACUAAAGUGAUAGCAGGAGGACUGGACACUUUAGAAACUAUAGGCAAGAAAACUAUGGAAGUUUUACAAGAUGGCGAUCCCGGCUUAGCCAAAAAGAGAGCCAUGUUAGGUCUGGAUGCUGGAGAUAAACCUGUCUUAUCCCAAGUUUUGAGAGAGGCAAAAGCAAAGGCAGAUGAGGAAGAUAUGAUUAGAGAGGCCAAGAAAGAAGCCAAAGAAGUUCAUUAUGAAACACUGUUUGAUGAUUUUGAAGGUUUGGUCCAUUUGGAGGCCUUGGAAAUGUUGUCAAAACAAGUGAGUAUGAGAAUAGAAGAGCGCCUACGCUCGGCUGAUCCUGACAAGCGACAAGAUAUAAAGGAGACGUUGCAACAAGUUGCAGAGCUAUGUGAAAUGCCAGAUGAUGAAGAUGAAGAGAAUGAUGAGGAGUUACCAGAAGAUAUGUCCAAACCUGAUGCUCUACUGGAGAGGUUGCAGCGAGCUACACGGGAUAUCGGACUGAAACUACAAUUCCAGACUUUGAUAAAACAGUACACAGAUAUAGUAACAUGGUUGGACACAGAAGAAAAUGUAACAGAUAAAGCUAUAUAUAAAAAGGCAGUGAGCAGUUUGGCUCAAACCACGGCUCUGUCGGUGGAGCUUUACCACAAAACGGGGGAAAUGCUUCUAGUAAAGAAUAGAAGAUCUACAGCAGAUGAAGCAGACGCACUAACUCAGAUGACAGUAGUGUUGACGAGGCACAUAAGCGAGCUCGCCACGCAGUUCUCAGAGAAGUUGCGCGCGAAGCCUUCCGAUAAUGAAGAGCAGAUAAAUAACUAUGUUACUAAUGUGUUUUUGGAGGCCGAAAACAGUUCAAAGUAUAUAGAAAAUGCAUUCCAGCUGGCUUUGCCGAUAGUUCAAAUAGGUGCGGUU
This is a messenger RNA of Brenthis ino (lesser marbled fritillary), 1155 nucleotides long. The record is from the annotation of a GenBank genome assembly. NCBI's taxonomy places the organism in Eukaryota, Metazoa, Arthropoda, Insecta, Lepidoptera, Nymphalidae.